CUCUCAUUUAUUUGAUUGUUCAUCCUUUUUAAACACAAUAAUUUUGGUUUAGGACACAGUCAUCUCAUUACUUUGAUUUCAAUUUUUUAUUUUAUUUUUCUUGAGUCACCAUUUGCAGUGAAGUAUGGAAAUUCAUGUUACGCUUGUGCUUUUGUUUUUCCUAAUUGUUACAAAUCCUUUGCAUUGUUUGCCAUGGUAAUUUUUCAAUGUUGCUUGCAUAAAUUGAUUAAUCACAUCCAUUCCAUAAAUUGAUAAAUUGCAUCCACUGUAUCACUGCAUAAGAACUUAGUCAUAUUGAACAGUUUGGGUUCUGGGAUUAUAAAUAGUCUGUCUUUUAAAAUUAUUUUGAACUCCGGUUAUCUGCAUAUCAUACUAGUCCGUCUAAGUUUUGCAGGUCUUGUGAAUAUUUUAUAAUUCUUUAUGGAAACUAUUUUGUAUGAUACUAGCUUUGUGCCUCGUCAUUCAUUAGAAGGUAUGGACCUUGCUUUUACAUUAGGUUUUGAUGAAUAUCUUAUUUUCUGAGAGAUGUAACUAACUCUACCUUCAGCUAAUUUAAGUUUCGAAGAACUUCAGAUUUAAACUAUAGUCCAGUGAGGCCAUCAUUACUACUUUUGUGCAGAUCUACAAACUGAUUUUUGAAGGGACGCUUACUUUAGACAUUCAGGUGGUAACAGUUCAUGGAAAUAAAAUUAGAUGACCAAAUUUUUCUGAUGGCAUAAUUUUUAACAGACAAAUGAUUUAAUGGCAAGUUACAGGUAUCAACACAUCAUUGCUGUGCAUGGCUUGGCAUUUUGGAUGAUGUUCUUAUGUGAUUCUGUGAGAUUGUUUAAUCGUGAGAUAGCUUUUUCCCGAACAACCUUUUACAACUUUGGUUGGGGUUAACAUACCAAGAUACCAUAUUGAAAUACUCGCUCACACAUGCACAUGCAUGCACAUUACACACAAUAUUUCAAUAUCUGGAUUAAGCUUACAAUUCAUCACUAGUUCGAUGGUCUUUGUAGAAGAGUUUGAAACCCCAGUAUGAAAUUCAUUUAUUUGGAUAUUGUAACUUGUGGUUAACUAUUGUUGAAAUUUUAGUCUUUCAAGAUGGAGAGUUAAAAAUGAUGAGGUUGGAUGGUCUUUUAGAUUGGCAAGUGAUUGACCAUGGCUCCUUUAUUUGAUUGUAAAUCUUAUAUAUUCAACUUAAGACUAGCUAGCCAGAGUCUUCUAUUGGCAGAGUGCUACUUGUUAAUGCUCUUAUUGCCAUAUUUACCGGUUCUGUUUUCUCUUUAAAUGUGGAUGGUUACUCUCCUUUGUAUGAUGUAAUUUAUCUCUGCUUUGUGACAAUAUGUAGUUUUGAACCUAUUGCUUCUAAUUGUCUGUUAACUAUAAUUAUAUGGAUUUAACCCUUGUGGCAUUUAGGACUGCUAUCUUUCUCUUAUUUCAGCCUAUAAAGCAUGGUGGAGUUAUAUCUGAGCAGCUGGCGCCAUAAGGAUACAUUGUUUAUAUGUUGAGGAAUUUGUUAUGGGCAACAUCAAAGCAUGAUGUGUAUCUUAUGCAGAAUUAUUCUGCAAUGCAUUGGUCUCCAUUGCUCCAAAAGGGCACAGAAGUGCUGAAUGUGGCAAAGCCAAUUGUUCCGACCUUGGAACGCCCUGGACUGCUGGCUCAGCCUCUAAAUAGAGUACAGAUAAGUACGAUGGCAGUUAAAGAAAAUUUGUUGGUAGCUGGUGGUUUUCAGGGGGAGCUUAUUUGCAAGUAUUUGGAUCAACCUGGGGUUGCAUUCUGCACAAAACUAACAACAGAUGAAAAUGCCAUCACCAAUGCAGUGGAUAUUUACCGUAGCCCUAAUGGCUUAUUGAGGGUCAUGACUGCAAACAAUGAUGCUCAAGUUAGAAUAUUUGAUGCUGAAAACUUUGCAUGCCUUAAUCGCUUCUCAUUUGAUUGGUCUGUUAAUAAUACCUCUGUUAGUCCAGAUGGGAAGUUGUUUGCCAUCCUAGGGGACAGCACGGUGUGCUUGUUAGCUGAUACCCAGUCUGGGAAAGUCACUGGGAACCUUAAAGGACACCUGGACUACUCAUUUGCUUCAGCUUGGCACCCAGAUGGAAGAAUUUUGGCUACUGGUAAUCAAGACACUACUUGCAGGCUGUGGGACAUAAGAAACCCUUCCCAGUCUUUUGCUGUGUUGAAGGGUAAUAUGGGGGCCAUUAGAGCUCUGAAGUUUACCUCUGAUGGCCGGUUUCUGGCUAUGGCAGAACCAGCAGACUUUGUUCAUAUCUUUGAUACUGGGUCUGGGUAUGCCAAGUGUCAGGAGAUUGAUCUGUUUGGGGAGAUUGCUGGAAUAGCCUUCAGCCCAGAUGCAGAAGCUUUGUUUGUUGGCAUUGCUGACCGUACUUAUGGAAGUUUAUUGGAGUUCAACAGAAAGCACUGCAAUCAAUAUUUGGACUCCAUAUUCUAGUAGAGUGCGCUUUGAAGUCAAACCCACUCCUAUGGGUGUGGAGACCUGCAUAUUGAGUGGGAAGUUUUUUAUUUUUGAAGUGUGUUUAAAGCCUUAGUUUAGUUUUGGUAGUUGAUAUAUUAUCUAACACCCUGUGUAUAUUGGGGUUUGUGGAAUUUCCUCCCAAAUGAUGUAAAGGUUGAGAUUACAGUGUCAUUUAGCUUUAGGAAGCUAUUUCUGGGAAGGUGAUUUUUUGAGCUGACAGAAAUGGAAAUAUCAGUUUUGCUCCUUUGUGUAGCUCCUCUUUUAUGCGUUUGGGUUGUAUAUUCAGAAACAUUAUUUUCAAUUCAUUUAUGAAAAUAUAAAUGCCUUCAUCUUAGUCCAAA
Messenger RNA from Pistacia vera, 2799 nucleotides. RefSeq lists its product as uncharacterized. The record is from RefSeq and is a predicted model, not a curated record. The transcript has 7 exons. Gene Ontology annotation, molecular function: protein binding. The coding region runs from base 1487 to 2434 and encodes 315 amino acids. Lineage: Eukaryota; Viridiplantae; Streptophyta; Magnoliopsida; Sapindales; Anacardiaceae.